AAGUCUUGGCCGGUACAGCUGCCAGAAUGCCCUACAUAUAUCCGCUUCAGCGGCAAAAGCUGCUGUUGUCGGGCCGUACCGCCCCACUGAUGCCAAUGCCAGGCCCGGAAAAACGCGGCGCAGGCUCGGUGCUGAGUUCCGGGAGCGGGACGUUCGGGCCCGUUCUUGAACCUCCUGUGAGACCCCCGCAUUGCUCCGGACUCUUCGUCCUGCACCCGGAAGCUGCGGACUCCCCCACAAGCCUCGAACCCCAGCAACAGCCCUAGGAGCUUCCCACUAGUAGCUUCCCCCACAACGGGGUCAUGGACACCUUGCCAGGAGGAGCACUGCGUUGAUCCCGUGGCAGAAGCCUACCAGUCCUUCCCUAAGCUGGCUUGUCAAACCAACGUUAACCCCAUACACCCUCUUCUGGUCGCCAUGUGAGGUUACAUCGUCCCAUAUCCUCCAUCGCGAGCAUCGACAAAGGCACGUGGAAGGCUGAGACUUAAACCAGGGUUAAGCUGAGGAACGCCUGCUCCACAUUCAACCCACCCCUUCUAUUGCUUGCCCAGCCACGUGCCAGCCUCACGCGUGGAAGAGGUGUCCGUCCCAAAAGAGUAUCCGGCUUCGAUAAGGCAGAUACCCAUUUUGCCGUCAAUCUGAGCUCUUUCUAGGACUGAGAUCCAGUUGUCUUUAUGAGUCAACGUGGAGGUCUCCUACACUGUGUCCCCGACACGUUAGAUUCCAUGAUUAGACCCCUUGGCGCUGGGCAUGCCACAGCGCGUCUAUUCGUUUUUCCGCCCCUGCCAUAACCCGGAAUCUUUUCCCAUGUCUAGCGUCUCCCGCCUCUCAUCGCCGCUGGAUUCCACGUUCACUAUCCGGGUUAUUAUCUUGGGGUUACAUAAAUGGGGACGACAGACUCUUGGGACAUCUUGGCUAUUACGAACUCCCCGCUCUGCUCUCUUGGAAAAUUGCGGUCCCAGCCCACAUCGACUGGACCUUUUGAACCUUUGAUUCGAGUUCACAGACGCCGAUUCUCUUUCAGGCAACAAGCCCAAGACUUUCCCUUCUUGGUACGGAGCCGAAGGCUGCCGUGGUGCUUCCGACUUCCGGUCCGGCACGCCCUAUAUAGCACCAUGAAGUGCGACAGCUGCCCGGCCCUUGCCACUCCAUGAUGCAUGCCAAGUCUCCGGUGAGCCGCGUCUCGUGGUGCAGGACGCCGGACUUGGUCGCGGUGACGAUGGAUGCGCACCGACGAUGUGAUGUUUAUACUUGCACAGUACCAAUGCGGCCAGUAUCACCGACUGGCUGGCAGGUCGAGAUGACAAGGGCCCAGGAAACAGACUCGUGGGUUCUCCCCCGCCUCUGUUCCCAUGGGGUCCCCGGAGAUGCGUGGACCGGAGGCGCGUGGAUUCCAUGUUUCUUACUCCGGGGUCUUGCUCCCAGCUCGUUUCUGCGCGGGGCAGGUGGGUGGCGAUACUUGGGUAAUUUCAUCGAUGCGCGCGCAACACCCUGUUUUUGGCCACGUCGUAACAGCGCUCCUGCAGGUGUAGGAUACAGUGCCCGGCGUCGGCUGUCAGCCAGCCCCGGGCCAGAGAAGGACCGUGUAGCCCAUCGAGACGUCAAGGGGAACCUCGGUUGCUGGAGAAGAAGACCCUCCCCUUGCCCCCGUGUACCGGAUCAACGACGCCCACACACUCUGGGCCGGCCGACGGAACCAAACCUCCACUUGCACACCGAUCUCGCGGUCUAGGGUGCAGAAUUUUUCUGCUCUCUACUCUCCUGCGUAUAAAGGAGGCGCUAUGAACUCGUUCAUCUCCCGUUUGGACGAGCAGCCAUCAUCUCUCCUUCUCACCCUUUCUUGCCCCUCCCCGGUAUAUCAGCACCGCUCCUACCCGCCUCGCACACGAUGAGUACGGGAGAGAAGCCCUCGGCACAGCCGGUCGACAAUGUCGCCACUGGCAACGCUGCGGGCGACCGGGUGACAAAGGAGCCAUCGGUGCUCGAGGCCAACGAUGGGCUCAAGAAACCGGAACACCUACCGAGCGCAGACGAGCAGAUAGAGGCUCUCGGCAUUCCCAACUGGAAGGAGCUCGAGAGAAAGGUGGUCAAGACACUCGACAUGACACUGCUCCCGUGUCUCUGGGUGCUCUACCUUUUCAACUACCUCGAUCGGGCCUCCAUCGCACAGGCCCGGCUCAGCACACUGGACGAGGACCUCAAGCUCGAAGGGUACCAGUUUGGCACCGCCGUGUCUAUUCUCAGUCUCGGCUACGUUCUUGGUCAGGUCCUUUCCAAUAUGAUCAUCGGAAAAGUGCGGCCUAGUGUGUACCUUUGCGCCAUGGCCAUGGUUUGGUCCGGCGUGUCGGCCGCCACGUGCGGUGUAAGGAACUACCAAGGGCUCAUUGCCGUUCGGUUCUUCCUGGGCGUGGUCGAGGCUCCUCUGUUCCCUGGUGCUAUCUACGUCAUGUCCUGCUGGUACACGCGCAAGGAGAUGGCCCUCCGGUGCUCCAUCCUCUACACCGGACAGACGCUGGCAUUUUGCGUGGCGGGCCUAAUCGCGGCGGCCGUGUUCGGCACGCUCGAGGGCUCGUACGGGCUGGCGGGCUGGCAGUGGCUGUUCAUCGUGCUCGCGACCGCGGGCGCGGGCCUGGCCCUGAUCUGCUUCUGGAUCCUGCCCGACUACCCGGACUCGGACACGGGCAGCGCGGCGCGGUGGUUCAUGACGGAGGACAUGCGCCGGGUGGCGGCGGCGCGCAUCCUCGCGGACCGCGUGUCGACGUCGGAGGCCAAGGCGGGCGUGUGGCAGGGCCUCAGGAUGACCGUGUUCGACUACAAGUUCUGGCUGCUCGUGGGUAUGAACAUUGGCAUCUCGGCCGCCUACGGCUUCUCAAACUUCUUCCCGUCCAUCGUCAGGGGCUUUGGCUACUCGUGCAUCAUCACGCUCGUGCUGACGGCGCCGCCCUACAUCUUCGCCGCCAUCGGUUCGCUCGUCAACGCCUGGCACUCGGACAAGACCAAGGAGCGCGGCUUCCACUUUGCGGGGCCCAUCGCCUUUGGCUGCAUCGGCUACAUCAUCUGCCUGGCGACGGAGAACAGGAACGCGCGUUAUGCGGCGUCCUUUAUCUACGUCGGCGGCAUGUACUUUAGCAACCCCCUCAUCAGCACAUGGACUUCCAACACCAUGGGCCGCACGCCCGAGAAGCGAGCCAUCUCGGUGGCGCUGGUCAACGUGCUUGGCCAGAUCGGCAACCUCAUCGCGCCCUACUUCUUUGUCGAGUCGGAGGAGCCCGUGUACCGGCUCGCGUUCAUCCUGAUGAUGGUCAUGGCCAUCAUCGCCAUCAUGAGCGCCAUGGGACUGAAGCUAUACCUCGGCCGGUCCAACAAGAAGCUGUACAGGCGGGCAGUGCAGAACGAGACGGUGUACAACCCUUAUCUGACCUAAAGGCGGAGGGAUUUAGCCUUGUGCAUGCACCGCCCUUAUUGGGUUACAUUGAUGCGGGAGCCAAGGCCGGCGGCCUCCCGUUGUCAUUGGCACGGCUGGGCUACGGUGGGGGGAGUGAGGUGUCGGCUGGCGACGCCCUCAGGUGACGGCAGCAGGAUUUCGAAUGUGGCUGAGCCAGGCAAGUUGUUGGCGACACGCGUUCAACGGAAGCGAGGAUCUGUUGUAAAAGCCCGUGUCCACAUGGAAAAAGGUCCAUUUCGAGUUGUUUUGACAAGCCCCGAUGGGGUCGGCAUAACUCCGCGAAAUGAGGAUUGGUAGCCCUGCGGCCUAGUGAUAUAAAGAAAUGGCCUGCCCUCACUUACGAUGAGAAACUGAAGGAGUUGUUAGGCAGCCCGGCACU
Messenger RNA from Gaeumannomyces tritici R3-111a-1, 3824 nucleotides. RefSeq lists its product as hypothetical. The transcript has 4 exons. The record is from RefSeq and is a predicted model, not a curated record. The coding region runs from base 1889 to 3424 and encodes 511 amino acids. NCBI's taxonomy places the organism in Eukaryota, Fungi, Ascomycota, Sordariomycetes, Magnaporthales, Magnaporthaceae. Gene Ontology annotation, biological process: transmembrane transport. Gene Ontology annotation, cellular component: membrane. Gene Ontology annotation, molecular function: transmembrane transporter activity.